Messenger RNA from Colletotrichum higginsianum IMI 349063, 1749 nucleotides. Its product is annotated as cyclopentanone 1,2-monooxygenase. Lineage: Eukaryota; Fungi; Ascomycota; Sordariomycetes; Glomerellales; Glomerellaceae. The transcript has 2 exons. The record is from RefSeq and is a predicted model, not a curated record. The coding region runs from base 1 to 1749 and encodes 582 amino acids. Gene Ontology annotation, molecular function: oxidoreductase activity.
AUGGGCUCUAUCGGCCACCUCGACAACGGCCGCCUCGACGGCAGAGGAGGUCUCCACAACGACACCUCGGGCGCGAAAAUGGACUACGAGGUGCUCAUCGUCGGCGGCGGUUUCGGCGGGUGCUACGCGCUCCACAAGCUGCGCAAACAAGGCUUCGCGGCGCACAUCGUCGAGGCCGGAUCCGCGCUCGGAGGCGUGUGGCACUGGAACAGCUACCCUGGCGCGCGCGUCGACUCGGAGACGCCCUACUACCAACUCUCCGUGAGGGAGGUAUGGAAGGACUGGACGUGGACGGAGCGGUUCCCCGGGCACGAGGAGAUCAAGAGGUACUUCCGGCACAUCGACAACGUUCUCGACAUUUCCAAGGACGUGAGCUACAACACAGUCGUUGUGGGUGCCGACUUCGACACCAAGACGGCGCGGUGGAUCAUCGAGACGGACACAGGCCGGCGCAUCACGUCACAGUUCCUCAUCACGGCAACGGGCAGCUCGAUCAAGCGGUACGAGCCCGAAUUCCCUGGAAAGGUGUCGUUCAAGGGUACCGUGGUACAUUCGGCGUCCUGGCCUGAGUCCGGCCUCGACGUGCAGGGCAAGCGGGUCGCCAUCAUCGGGGCCGGGGCGACGGGCGUUCAGUGUGUGCAGGAGAUCUCGAAGCAGCCCGGCGUAACGCUGACGGUGUACGUCCGCAACAUUAACAUCGCGCUUCCGAUGCGGCAGCGCGCUUUGUCGGAGCUCGAGCAGCGCAGCCUCAAGAGCAUCUACGGACAGCUAUUCGGGGCGGCGAAAGACAGCCGGUUGGGGAUCCCGUCCGACGUCAACCCCAGAUCGACGGCCGAGACGACGGCCGAGGAGAGAGAAGCGUGGUGGGAGGAACUCUGGCAGCGGGGCGCGUUCAACUUCCAGGUGUGCCAGUACACGGAUUUCUUGGUGAACGCAGAGGCAAACCGCCUGGCCUACGACUUCUGGGCCAAGAAGACGGGCGCCAGGAUCCGAAACCCGCAGAAAAGGGCCAUUCUGGUCCCCGACGAGCAGCCGUAUCCCCUUGCGACCAAACGUAGCAGUCUGGAACAGGACUCCUACGAGUGUCUCGACCGGGACAAUGUCGAGGUCGUCGGCCUCAAGAAGACGGGUAUUCGCGAGUGGACGCCGCGCGGCAUCGUGACGGAGGACGGGAAGGAGAGGGAGCACGAUAUAAUUGUGCUCGCGACGGGGUACGAUAAUGUGACCGGGGCACUGACAUCUAUGGGGUUGCGUGGCAGAGACGGCGUCGAUCUGAAGGAGAGGUGGAAGGACGGCGUCUGGACGUACCUCGGCCUCAUGACCAGGGGAUGUCCCAAUAUGUUUAUGUUGUACGGGCCUCAGGCCCCCACAGCUCUGACCAACGCGCCGCCGUUCAUCGAGCAACAGGCCGACAUCAUCGUCGACAUCCUCGCCAGGCUCCGUGAGGAGAACGUCCAGUCCAUCGAGCCGCGGCGGUCGGCCGAGGAGCACUGGAAGAAGGUCAUCUUGGACACCAACGAGUCGACGCUCUUCAGCAAGAACGAGUCGUCGUGGUACGUUGGGGCCAACAUCCCGGGUAAGAAAAAGGAGCCGCUCAACUACCUCGGCGGCAUCCCCCGGUACAUCCAGGCCUGUCGGGAGGGAACGAGCAGCUGGGGGGACUUUGAGGUCGUCAGGCUGGAGGGAGGCAAGAAGGAGGCCCAGGCCGGCGCCGAGGGCGUCUCUCUGAUGAACGAGGUCGCUGUAUGA